CACGCAAAUGUCAGCCGUCUUAUUACGAGGCAGGUGGAGGGUGUAUAAUGUGACCGGUGAUCGUCACGGCGAUAAUCAUAUUGAAAAAAAACAAUCCAAAAUCAUAACACUGCAUUUUUGAGAUACGAAAGCAAGUGAAGCUUGAAAUUGAGUCGAUUGUGCGAUGGAGGGCCAGCAGGUGAGAGCCCUUUACGAAUUUUCUGGCGAACCUGGAACUGCUGAAUUGUCCAUUGUUGCUGGUGAAAUCCUUACGGUCACUAGAGACAAUGUUGGCGAUGGAUGGUGCGAAGGAUAUAAUCAAUCUAACAAGGCUGGAUUAUUUCCAGCAGCUUACGUGCAAAUCGUUGAACCUACUACUCCAGUUCCUGGAGCAGCUGUAAGUUUGACCACAUCCCAGCAAAGUUCUGGAGAUUAUUGGGAUGAUGAUUGGGAUGACGAUUCUGAGGUUGGACAAACACAGGCCUAUGUCCCAAGUAAUCACCACCAACCGCAACAAACUUCACUGCAAUCUAACCAUCCUGGAGCAGAGUACAAUGAUACAAUAUCUGUACAGGGUAUUCACUCGGUCAUACCGGAUAGAAAUAUCCCCAAUGUACCAAAGAAAAACACCAAGUUUUCCACACUGAUUAAAUCGAGCGAGGAUAGUUUUCUGUUGGGUACCAAAGUCAUUCCGGUACCUGAGAAUGAAAAAGUCUUCAUCGAAGAAGAGGAUGGUCGAUGCGCGUGGGUCCCAACGGGGGAAUCUUACAAGUGCAUUAUUACAUCUCCAAAGAAAGAAUCCAAGCUCAAGGGACUCAAAAGUUUUAUCGUUUAUCAACUUACUCCAACGUUCAACAAUAUACAAGUUUCCCGACGAUACAAGCAUUUCGAUUGGUUGCACGAGAGACUGGAGGAAAAGUUUUGUUUUUUGACAAUACCUCCGCUUCCGGACAAGCAGAUAUCGGGAAGAUACGAGGAACAAUUUAUAGAGCAUCGGAGAACUCAGUUGCAGGAAUUUGUUGAUUACGUGUGUCGACAUCCAGUUUUAUCGAGAAGUCGAGUGUGGGAACAUUUCAUAACGUGCACCGAUGAGAAGCGAUGGAAAGCCGGUAAACGUCAAGCCGAGAAGGAUGAAUUGUUAGGUGUUAAUUAUUUCAAUGCGGUGCAGUGCCCCGACGCGCCAUUGGACGGGAUCAAAAUUGAGAUACAAAUUGACGCGUUUGCCCGUUUCAUAACGGGUCUCGAUCCAGUGGUCAAGAAUUUUAUGGCUUUGGCAAUGGAUCAAGGCAAGAAACAUCAAGUACUGUACAAAAGAGAGUUUCAGAAGAUCGGUCAGUCCUUCACGUCGUUGGGAAACGCUCUGGAGGUAGAUGAUGCUGGUCGAGGUAGAUUGACCCAAGCUCUCAAAGUUACUGGAGAGGCUUACAACGAUAUAGGCAAAUUGUAUGAAGAACAGCCCAAAUACGAUUGGGAACCACUUGGGGACAAAUUCCACAUUUAUCGUGGUGUCAUCAGUAGUUUCCCUGACGUCAUCAGUAUACACAAGAGUGCGGUGCAAAAACGAAAAGAUUGCGAACGUCUAGUCAGCGAGCAUAAAAUGGAGCCUCAACAGUUACGAGAAUUAUCACACCGAACAGAUGUAAUAGCGCGCGCUCUUCUUGCUGAGGAGAAUCACUUUCAAAAGGAACGUGAGAUACACAUCAAUCAGGCAAUGAAGAAUCAUCUGACUGAGCAAAUUGCCUUUUAUCAAAAGAUCGUUGCAAGAUUACAGGAAGCGUUGAGCGCCUAUGAGGAUUAGUGAUUCUGUCGCUAAUUUCUUCUUUUCAACAUCAACUAUUUAACCGAUGGUCUCGAAUUCACUACCGCCUUUACGUUUUUCUCGUCAUUGGCACCAUCCUGAUGUUGUUUUUCAUCAUCAGUUUUGUGUGCUGACGAUGACCCGGAUGGAAAGGAUCGAAUGGUUAUUUACUGCCAGGCAGAGAUGGGCAUCUUUCGAUUCGGGUACCAUUCACAUUACAAAGUAUACGUGUAAAUGAAUGAAAAUUUUGAAAAUUUCACAAUAUUCUUGGUGUGGUCGAUAUUCGAAAAAUAGUCUCGUAAAUGUUGUAAUAUAAAGAAAAUAGCUAGAAGAAUUUGAAUAUUCGAAUGAUGUGCAUCUCUGUUGUCAACCGAUUUCGGAGACAAAAUGAUCUUGUUCGAAGAACCGUCUUUGUUUAGUUUUCACACAAUUUUUAUCCUUGAUGCAAUUCUUUUACCAUGCAGCAGGAAAUUUUGUAAACUGUCAAGGGAUUUCGAUGAAACAGUCGAUUGCAAACCAUCAAGCAAAGCUCUAAGCAAAGUAUGAUUUUAUAAAGAAAACUGGAGUCUCUGGACGACUCCACAAAAGACGUCCCGAUAAAUGUUGAAACGAAUGGGGACAUUCGAAUGUUCCUCGCUGAAGUUUACUGAAUAACUAUAUACACAAACAUGUAUAAACAAAAUGGCGCUUCGUCAAACGAUCAUGGUAACUUUGUGCAUUUAUACAUUUUUCAAGGAAAAACAGAUCAUUGAUUUUUUUUUUGUAACUAAGGAAAAAUGAAAGGCUGAUAAUCUCGACGAGUUGAUGAUGAAUUAGAAAUAUCAUGUCAAGGGAAGACAGUGACCAAUCGGCGGAUCCUAUCACAACUUGACUUUUUUACAAGUCAGGAGUAAUUUGUUUUGUAAAUGUUACAAGUGCAAGAUGGUAGUUAUCCUUAAAAAAUCAUGUCAAUUUGAUCAAUUUUCCGUCGUUUUUGUUUCCCCAGUAAAUGGUCUUAAUUACAAUUUUUUAUAAAGCAAGAAUGAACAAACAUGAGCUUAAAAUCCAAUUUUCCAUUGGAUAAAAGAUUAACCAACAUUUAAAAAGUCGUCAGUAACCCCGAGGCCUUGAAUUCUGCUUUGGCUAACAAAAUUAAAAGAUUUUUCGAGCCAAAUUAGGCACAAAGCACCCGGCUCAGAUCCGUUAUAAAACUAUAAAGGAAAGCUUGUUCCAAAUAAAAAAUGAGUAACUGUUUCUUUAAUCUUAAUGUAGCAUAAAAAUCGAACUUACUUUGAAGUUGCACACUAAAGCUUAAGGCGCUAAAAUCAUGAAUUGCAUAUUUUUUCCUCCCCAAAUCCGUGUAUAAACGAUAGAUUUAGUAAUUUGUAUAUAUAUAUAAUGAAAAUAUCGCAGUGUGAAAAUCGAUGUUGGAAAUAGAAAUUCACAGAAAAUCAUGUUCUUCAUGUGUAAAAUGUUCGACAUCCCACUGGGGAGUUGAGUAAUUUUCAAAUCGUUGCGAAAUCAAUGUUCCCUAUUAACGAGUUACUUCUUUAGGGAUGAAUAGUGAUAAUCAAGUGUUAAUUUCGAUCAUUCAACGAUAUUGUAAAGUGGGACAAGUAUUCGAGAUGAGAUUCCACACUGAAUGAGUUCUAUUAUCACAAGUGGCUUAUUUUUUUAGCACAAAUAUGUAUACAAUUUUGUGAAUAAUAAUUUUUAAUGGAAACCAAAAAUAAAAAUCGAUGGAUUUUGUCGUGAAA
Molecule: messenger RNA, 3513 nt
Organism: Venturia canescens
Lineage: Eukaryota; Metazoa; Arthropoda; Insecta; Hymenoptera; Ichneumonidae
Gene: SH3PX1
Product: sorting nexin 33-like protein SH3PX1
Exons: 5
Coding region: 164-1777 (537 amino acids)
Biological process (GO): plasma membrane tubulation; endocytosis; endosomal transport
Cellular component (GO): plasma membrane; cytoplasmic vesicle
Molecular function (GO): protein binding; phosphatidylinositol binding
Source: RefSeq, a predicted model, not a curated record